CCCCCCCCCCCCGCCGCCUUUCCGCCGGCUGUCCACUCCAAGUUCUCCGACCAGCCCGUUCCUCUCAUCCGCCGCCCAUCGGAAGCAGGAAGUAGCCGUCCCCGAUCGAGAAUCGAGCGACAGGCGAAAGGUUCCUCGGACCACCGACCGGCCACCCUGCCGCCCACGAGCUCCACUAGCCUUCCAACGACCCGCGCAGCAGAGCAGCCGGACCUCCCGCCGCCGCCGCCGCCGCCGCCGCCGCCGCCGACAUGGGCGGGGGCCGCGCGCAGGUGAACAAGGCCCAUAAGAGCCGCUUCGCGUCCAGGGCCUCCCGCCACGCGCACAAGAUCGACAAGGUCAGGAGCGGCAAGUCAGAGACCAGCCACCGCGCCGCCGUCAAGGGCGCUCGCGCCGCGCGCAUCCAGCAGAGCAAGGCGAUACGUGAUAAGAAACGGGCUGCUUUGCUGAAAGAGAAACGUUCGUCAAAUGGACCUUCAAGCGCACCACGUGUCAUUGUUCUUGUUGGCCUUUCUUCAUUAGCAAAUGUCGGAUCACUUGCCAAAGAUCUUUUGGCAUUUGCGGAAGGUGGUGAUGGGAAACUGAAAUCAUCUACUGUUGCUUCUCCUACUUAUAAACUUCGAACCACGGUACUGCAAGCACCUUAUGGUGAUCUUACCACAUGCAUGGAACUGGCUAAGGUUGCUGAUUUGUUAGCGUUCGUUCUACCAGCCAAUUCAUUCUACAGUAGUGAUUCGAGCAGUCCAAUUGACGAUUUUGGAUCUCAAUGCCUGUCUGUAUUUCGGGCCGUGGGCUUACCUAGUACAGCCGUUUUCAUCCGUGAUCUUCCAGCGGAUAAUAAAAGUAGGCAGGAAUUGAAGAAAGCAGCAACUUCUUUCCUUUCUGCAGAGCUGCCUGAAGACUGCAAGUUUUACUUAGCAGACACAAAGGAUGAUUUGCAUAAGUUCAUGUGGCAUUUCAAGGAGCAGCAUCUUUCGUCACCACAUUGGAGAAGCCAGAGACCUUAUGUUAUGUCUGAGCAGGUCUCCAUAAAUCCUGAUGAAAAUACGGGAUUGUGCACAUUGCUCGUGUCUGGAUAUCUGCGGGUCCACAAUCUUUCAGUGAAUCAGCUUGUACACGUUUCAGGUGCUGGUGAUUUUCAGUUGGGACAAAUUGAUGUCCUCAAGGAUCCAUGUCCUCUUAGUGAGCGGAAAAGCUCUGAUGUAAUGGAAACAGAAGAUAAUGGAAUUCAGAUCGUUAACACCUUUGUUCCAGAUCCUUCAAGUCAGGAACCCUUACUUGUUGAAAAUGUGCCAGAUCCUCUUGCCGGGGAGCAGACUUGGCCAACGGAAGAAGAUAUGGAGGAGGCUAACAUAAACAACAAACAGAGAAAAUUGGUAAAGAGGAAGCUUCCCCAAGGCACUUCGGAGUACCAGGCUGCUUGGAUUGUUGAUGACACAGAUGAUGAAGAUAAUGACUCUGAUAAUGACAACCAGGCUGGUUCUGGAAUGGUCAUUGAUGAGCAAGGUCACUCAGACCAAGGAAGUGAUGGUUCAGAUAUAGAUGCUGUGUCUCACUUUACAGAGAAGUUCGAUGGAGAAACUAUUGGGGAUUCUGAGAUGGCAGAUGAAGAAAACUUGACUAAAGACCAAAUAGAGGCAGAGAUUAAGAAAAUCAAAGAAGCUAAUGCUGAUGAUGAAGAAUUUCCUGAUGAGGUGGAGACACCAUUAGAUGUCCCAGCAAAGAAACGGUUUGCCAAAUACAGAGGACUAAAGUCAUUUAGGACGUCAUCCUGGGAUCCUAAGGAAUCAUUGCCAUCUGACUAUGCAAGAAUAUUUGCAUUUGAUAACUUUACACGAACUCAAAAGCAUGUCCUUGCUAAAAUGGCCGAGUUAGAUGGAGGUGCGAAGGAUUGUGCUCAAAUGGGAUCAUAUGUUAGGCUUUAUGUGAAAAAUGUUCCUACAGAUAUUGCUUCCAAACUUUGCCAUCCAUCAAGAAGAGUACCUGUGGUUGUUUCUGGUCUUUUUCAACACGAGUCAAAAAUGUCAGUUCUUCACUUCAGCAUAAAGAAACAUGACUCAUAUGAAGCUCCUAUCAAGUCAAAGGAGCCUUUGAUUUUCAAUGUUGGAUUCCGGCAAUUUACAGCAAGGCCAUUGUUUUCAUCCGACAACAUCAACUGCAAUAAACAUAAAAUGGAGAGAUUUCUACACCAUGGACGGUUUUCUGUUGCCUCUGUAUAUGCUCCAAUUUCCUUUCCUCCACUUCCUCUAAUAGUUUUAAAGAACAGAGAUGGCGAGCAGCCUGCCAUUGCUGCUAUAGGUUCACUAAAAAGUGUGGAUCCAGAUCGGAUCAUUCUGAAGAAAAUUGUUUUGACUGGGUAUCCACAGAGAGUCUCAAAACUGAAAGCAAUCAUGCGGUACAUGUUCCACAAUCCUGAUGAUGUAAAAUGGUUCAAGCCUGUUGAGUUGUGGACAAAACAUGGACGUCGGGGCCGCAUCAAGGAGACUGUCGGUACUCAUGGUGUGUCGGUUGACCAAUCAAUCUUUUUUGACAGCUUAGAUUCAGUUACUAUUAUUAGUAUAUCCCUAUUUCUGUCCCUUUUGCUAACGUUUUCUUUCCCUGAGCAGGUGCCAUGAAAUGCAUAUUCAAUAGUAGCAUUCAGCAGCAUGAUACUGUGUGCAUGAGCUUGUACAAACGUGCUUACCCUAAGUGGCCUGAACAGCUCUACCAUGCAUAAGAUUUGCCUUGACGUUUACUUGUGUCUGUACCAGCAGGCAGCAGCAGGCUAUCCAGACGAGUGUGAACUUGCCAACACGGGAAUGUAACCUUCUUGGAGCUGGUGUGCCUGUGCAGCCCAACUAUUUUUAGUGUUAGGAAAUUGUUUUUGUAUUGGUCUUGGCUAGAAAGCCGAAUUUUGAUAGUGUGAGUAUAACCUCCGAAUUAUCAUGUUUUGAUUGUUCUGUGGAGUUCAACGAUGACAUUUUAUACGUCUACUAUGCAAUAGUAAAAUAGUUUAAUUUUGGCCCUCGGAA
This is a messenger RNA of Panicum virgatum (switchgrass), 3011 nucleotides long. RefSeq names its product pre-rRNA-processing protein TSR1 homolog. Gene Ontology annotation, molecular function: GTPase activity; GTP binding; U3 snoRNA binding. Lineage: Eukaryota; Viridiplantae; Streptophyta; Magnoliopsida; Poales; Poaceae. Gene Ontology annotation, biological process: endonucleolytic cleavage of tricistronic rRNA transcript (SSU-rRNA, 5.8S rRNA, LSU-rRNA); maturation of SSU-rRNA from tricistronic rRNA transcript (SSU-rRNA, 5.8S rRNA, LSU-rRNA); ribosome biogenesis. The record is from RefSeq and is a predicted model, not a curated record. The transcript is spliced from 20 exons. Gene Ontology annotation, cellular component: nucleus; preribosome, small subunit precursor. The coding region runs from base 252 to 2615 and encodes 787 amino acids.